CAACAUUACUCAUCUUGGGCGGAAGCUAUACUCGAACGAGUCUUGCAUGUCGUCUUCCUUGCAUUACAUCACAUUCACUGCAUUGCAUUAGUUAGUUACAAGAGUGGAGAACCAUGCGAUCUUAGCCCCCCACCUUUCCCGUCCCUCAUCCGAUUCUUGAAAAUACGAUUGCGCCGACCAAAACCCAGCAACCCAGCAACCUCACACUGGUCUGUGAAGCGUUACACCUUUGAUGGGAUACACUUGACGCCAAGAGUAAAUACAACCGAAUAAGUACCGAGGUUAGGAGUCGGGGAAGUAGACUGGGUGGGUGUGACGUGAUAAGAAACCUCACGCGAGGUACUGUCUAAGAGAAGGGCGUGACCAAUUCUGAAAAUCGCAUUCAGAAAAUCGAAGCCAGAAACUUGAGAAAGAAAUCAUGUUUUACCGACCAGGAAAAGACGACCAUGGCCUUCCUCACGAUCCGUUCAAGGCCUGCGUGGUACCCCGCCCCAUAGGAUGGAUAUCGACCCUCUCCCCCACCGGCCACGCAAACCUAGCCCCCUACUCCCAAUUCAACAACCUAACCUUCGACCCGCCUUACGUAAUGUUCUCCGCCAACCAAACCCUCUCCCAGCAGCAAAAAGACACAGUCAAAAACGUCGAAGCCACAGGCGUCUUCUGCUGGAACCUGGCUACGUACGAGUUGCGCGAAGCCGUCAACAUAAGCGCCGAGCCAGUGCCGUACGGCGUGGAUGAGUUUGAGCGCGCGGGGCUGGAGAAGGAAGACAGUACGAUGUGUAGUGUGGAUGUGAAGACUAGUGGUGGGGGUAAGGGAAAGGUGGAGAAGAGGAGGGUGCCUAUGGUGAAAAAGAGUCCUGUGCGGUUUGAGUGCGAGUAUUACACUACGCUGCGACUUCCUGGUAAUCCGCCCAUGGGCACUGUUGACGUCGUUGUCGCCAAAGUCGUCGGCAUACAUAUCGACGAGCGGGUGUUGACGGAUGGGAAGGUAGAUGUUGCGAAGACGGAGCCUAUUGCGCGGUGUGGGUACUACAGCUAUGCGGUUGUGAGGGAGACGUUCGAUAUGCAGGUCCCAGGGGACGACAAGACUGUUCUUGUUGGCUUGGAGGGCAGUACGAAGUUGCACCGGGGUAUCCAGGAGGAGUUGGCUGAAGAAGGGUAAGGAGUGCGAUAGAUAUUCCUGAAUGCUACCUGCUGCAG
Messenger RNA from Cucurbitaria berberidis CBS 394.84, 1200 nucleotides. RefSeq lists its product as uncharacterized. Bases 419 to 1162 code for a protein of 247 amino acids. Lineage: Eukaryota; Fungi; Ascomycota; Dothideomycetes; Pleosporales; Cucurbitariaceae. Gene Ontology annotation, molecular function: FMN binding. The record is from RefSeq and is a predicted model, not a curated record. The transcript is spliced from 2 exons.